Molecule: messenger RNA, 525 nt
Organism: Miscanthus lutarioriparius
Lineage: Eukaryota; Viridiplantae; Streptophyta; Magnoliopsida; Poales; Poaceae
Source: the annotation of a GenBank genome assembly
AUGGUGGCCGGAGUGAGCUUCCUCCAUAGCAACGAGGUGAGUACUACAAUAAUGCCCGCCUUUUCUCCUAUGCUUCUUCCUUGCAUGCUCCAUGGUUCUGUGGGCUGCAUGGCGCUGCCCCCAUCCAAAUCGAGCAAAGGAAGUAGCAUACUUUGCAACAACAUCAUCAACACCAGCGACCUCGACCCGCUACGAGUCAACGGCGAACCCGACCUGCUGUGUGUGAGCACGGCGGAGCUACUGUCCUCGUCUGGCCCAGUCUUUGCCGCUGUGUCCCUGCGCCGAUGCCCGCUGCGCUUCCAUACCCGCUGGAUCUCCAUCUGGAGCUAUGGUGGUCAAGCCAUGGGCGCGGCCGCGGGGCACGACGGUGGGGAGGCCGGGGCGUCACCAUGGAGCGAGGCGGACAACGACGAGCUCGGAGACGGCGUGCCACCCGAGUUGGCGCUUCGGCUCGUCAGGAUAGGGGCUAUCGUGGGCGUUCUUCACAUCGGCAAUCGGCGACGACGGCUCGGCGGCGGCCUAUAG